GUGGGAUAUAUAUAUAUGUGUGUGUGUGUGUGUGGUAGGUAAGGUACUUCUGCCGCUUGAUGCUGCUGUGCUGUACUGUGCUGUGCAUCGACAUACUUACAUAUCAGGGUGGAUGCUUCUGCUACGCUACUGUGUAUGGGUUGGAUAUGCGGUUGAGGAUAACUGGUUGUUGUUAGUUGGGUGUGACUCGACACGACACGACGCGACACGACACGACCUGAGCUGAGAGUGUGGGUGUGGGUGUGGGUGUGAAUGUGAAUGUGAAAUAAAAAAGAGAGAGAGAGAGAGAAAUGGACGACGAACCCGAGCUCCCUCCUCCCCUUCCCGACCGGAACCUCCAGCUCCAGCUGCUUCUCAUUCUCUGCUUGAGCGUGUAUAUCAUUACUGCGAUUGUCCUGGUCCUCAAAUCCUACUGCGUCGCCUACGGCCCCUUUGACUUCACCCUCCCCAGCCCAGCACCUAGUCCUAGCCCGAUCCCGACUGACCAACAACCGGGGACGGGGACAGGAGCAAGAUCAUCACGAUCCCAUCACUCUAUCGAAUCCCGUCUCAAGACCCUCAACCGCGUCGCGCCCCUAACGCCCUAUGGGCGGUGGGUCAGGUCCGCGGCGGCAUGGAAUGAGCGGAGUGAGUUGUUGUUGAAUCCUGGUGCUGGUGCUGGUGCUGGUGGGGGGUGGUGUGUGCGAUAUGCCUCGACCCCGUCAAUCAGCAAGACUCGAUCCAUGCCCUGCCGUGCCGUCAUGUUUUUCAUGGGUGGUGUCUCGAGAGUUGGUUCUUGGAGUAUCAUAAUGCGUGUCCGGUUUGUUGGAGGGUGUUUUUGGUGGGGUGAUGGUGGCUAACUAUUCAUUGGGUGGGUGGGUGUGUGUGUAUGUGUGUACUUGACUAGUUAUUAGCAGUUUUGCGUGCAUGGUUAGGGAUUCAUACCCCCCCCCCCGGGAUUAAACAGUGGAUACCACAUUAUAAUUUUCUGGGGUUCGGGGUUUGGAGCUUGGGGUCUGAAAUCUGGGGUAUCUAAGGGUGGUGCGCCAUGCUAAUCCUUCAGCCGUGAUUCCAUGGGUUGGGAGAUCAGAUUUCAGUAUCUAGCUGGCUGUAUGGCUGGCUGGAUAGGGUGGUGCAAUUCCUUCGUAUUGAUCAGCUCAUCGUGAUGCUGUGGCGGGGCGGGACCUUGGUUUUUGGAGGAAUAGGGUUGCUGUGCCGGUAUGAUUGAUUGAUUGUACAGGAUGUAGUUUACCUAGGUUGGAUAAGCGGGUGUAUGGGAAUGGAGGUAUUGAUUACUGGAGUUGGAGGUGGUUGCUGUGCAUGUGCACACUGCACUGGCUUGAG
This is a messenger RNA of Aspergillus heteromorphus CBS 117.55, 1323 nucleotides long. RefSeq lists its product as uncharacterized. The record is from RefSeq and is a predicted model, not a curated record. Lineage: Eukaryota; Fungi; Ascomycota; Eurotiomycetes; Eurotiales; Aspergillaceae. The annotation marks the transcript as partial. The transcript is spliced from 3 exons.